This is a messenger RNA of Homalodisca vitripennis (glassy-winged sharpshooter), 345 nucleotides long. RefSeq names its product ionotropic receptor 25a-like. The transcript has 2 exons. NCBI's taxonomy places the organism in Eukaryota, Metazoa, Arthropoda, Insecta, Hemiptera, Cicadellidae. Gene Ontology annotation, cellular component: postsynaptic membrane; plasma membrane. The coding region runs from base 94 to 345 and encodes 83 amino acids. Gene Ontology annotation, molecular function: glutamate receptor activity; transmitter-gated monoatomic ion channel activity involved in regulation of postsynaptic membrane potential. The record is from RefSeq and is a predicted model, not a curated record. Gene Ontology annotation, biological process: synaptic transmission, glutamatergic; modulation of chemical synaptic transmission.
UACAGUCCUUACAGUUACCAGAACAACAGAGACAAAUACAAAUAUGAUGAUGAACAAAGGGAGUUCAACCUGAGAGAAUGUCUUUGGUUCUGUAUGACAUCUCUGACACCACAGGGAGGAGGAGAAGCACCCAAAAACUUUUCUGGACGUUUGGUGGCUGCAACUUGGUGGCUAUUUGGGUUUAUCAUCAUUGCCUCAUACACUGCGAACCUUGCUGCAUUUCUGACAGUGUCACGGCUGGACACUCCCAUAGAGUCAUUGGACGACCUGGCCAAACAGUACAAGAUACAAUAUGCUCCCCUGCAGGGCUCCUGGGUCCAAAACUUAUUUCAGGAGAAUGGCUGA